UUCACAAUACACACUACACACCGUAUAUCUCCCUCCACACACUGUACACCGAGCACAAUGUCACAAUGCAACAUCCUCACUGUGUGUGUGUGUGUGUGUGUGUGUGUGUGUGUGUGUGUGUGUAGGUCUGUCUCUUACCGGCUCUCACCUGAUGUGUGGAGACUUCCUGUACAGCGGACACACUGUCAUGUGUACACUGUCCUACCUCUUCAUCAAAGAGUACUCGCCCCGCUGGAUGUGGUGGUACCACUGGUUCUGCUGGCUGCUCAGCGCCUCCGGAGUCAUCUGCAUCCUGAUCGGACACGAACAUUACAGCAUCGAUGUCGUCGUGGGAUACUUCGUCACCACCAGACUGUUCUGGUGGUACCACACCAUGGCCAACACACCAGCGCUGCGUCAGGCUCCUAACAACUACCUGUCCAGGACCUGGUGGAACCCGGUGUUCAACUUCCUGGAGAGGAACGUCCGGACUACAGUUCCCAUCACGUUCUCAUGGCCGCUCCCGCUGCCGUCGUCCUGCAGACAGCGGUACCGCAUUGUGGAGGGGCCGCGGGACGAGUGAGGGGCGGGGCCCCCGGCAGCCCCCCCGGCGGGCCUAGCAGACCCUCCAUUCCAUCUCUGGGGUUCUAU
Messenger RNA from Salarias fasciatus (jewelled blenny), 630 nucleotides. RefSeq names its product phosphatidylcholine:ceramide cholinephosphotransferase 2-like. Gene Ontology annotation, biological process: ceramide biosynthetic process; sphingomyelin biosynthetic process. NCBI's taxonomy places the organism in Eukaryota, Metazoa, Chordata, Actinopteri, Blenniiformes, Blenniidae. The record is from RefSeq and is a predicted model, not a curated record. Gene Ontology annotation, molecular function: ceramide cholinephosphotransferase activity; sphingomyelin synthase activity. Gene Ontology annotation, cellular component: Golgi membrane; plasma membrane; endoplasmic reticulum membrane. The transcript has 4 exons. The coding region runs from base 152 to 562 and encodes 136 amino acids.